Molecule: messenger RNA, 1725 nt
Organism: Lolium perenne
Lineage: Eukaryota; Viridiplantae; Streptophyta; Magnoliopsida; Poales; Poaceae
Product: F-box/FBD/LRR-repeat protein At1g51370
Molecular function (GO): protein binding
Source: RefSeq, a predicted model, not a curated record
GUGACAUGCCGUUUGCAUGUCACCUGAUCUCCAUCCCGGCGCAAGGGCUCCGACCCGCACGAGCUGGACCAGUCCAUGGAGGUCAUGCUAUCCUACAUCUACGCCAGCCUCCCCGACUUCCCGCUCUACGACGGCCGGCGGCUGCCCCCCGCCCUCGCCACUCCCGACGGCGCCGACCGCCUCACCCGCCUCCCCCGCGAGCUCCGGCGCAAGAUCGUCUCCCGCCUCCCCGUCAAGGACGCCGCGCGCACCGCCGUGCUCUCCUGGCGCUGGCGGACGAUCUGGCACUCCACGCCGCUCGUCCUCAUCGACGCCCACCUCCUCCCCAAAGGCCAGGGCUUUCCCCCGACCUACUCCGCCAGCUCGCCGCCCGUCGCCGCCGCCGUCUCCAGCAUCCUCGAGGCCCACCCGGGGCCCUUCAGCUGCGUCCACCUCGUGUGCAGCCGCAUGGGCGCGCACCGCCCCCAGCUCGCGCGCUGGCUCCAGCUCCUCGCCGCCAAGGGCGUCCAGGACCUGGUCCUCGUCAACCGCCCCUGGCCGCGCGACGUGCCCCUCCCCGCCACGCUCCUCAGCAUCAGCACCCUCACCCGCCUCUACCUCGGCCUCUGGAAGUUGCCCGGCGCGGCCGCCCUGCGUGGCGCCUCCUUGCCCCACCUCCGCGAGCUCGGCCUCUGCUGCGUCGAGAUGGAGCACGGCGACAUCGACUCCCUCGUCGCCAGGAGCCCCGUCCUGGAGAUCCUCAACAUCCUCGCAUGCUUCAAGGGCUUGCGUCUCCGCGUCGUCAGCCAGAGCCUCCGGUGCGUGCAAAUCUGCCUCUCGAUUAUGGAGAACAUCACAGUGGUGAAGGCUCCACGCCUGGAACGGCUCAAUCUGUAUGCAUCUUGCAACACCGCCACCGGGCAUGGCUUGUGCACCCGAGUUAGGAUUGGUGAUGCCCCCAAGCUGCAAGCUUUUGGAUACUUGGAGCCGGUUCACGUCCUAGAGAUCCGAGACACCAUCAUCAUGGCUGGGAUAAAGCCGAGCACAAGUACCAUGGUCACAAGCGUGAGGUUUCUUAGUUUGAUUGUGCGCUUCGGAGUUCGCAAUGAUGUCAAGAUGCUGCCCACCUUCCUCAGAUGCUUUCCCAACAUGGAGAGCCUUCAUAUUCUGAGUCAAAAAUGUGAUAAACCCACUGGUAACCUCACCCUCAAGUUCUGGGAGGAGUCAGGUCCCAUUGACAAUAUCGUCUCGCGUGUCAACAUGAUGAGUCUCCGUGAGUUCAAAGGGGAGCCAAGUGAGGUUGGCUUCCUCGAGUUCUUCUUUCGGAGUGCACGGGUGCUGAAGACCGCAAUUAUUGUGAUGGCCAAUCCAAGUUUCACACCAUUUUUGAAAGAUGUGGCGUUUUCCAAAGUGAGAAGGAGUUCUAGAAACAUGGCAAGUAAAUCCUGCCAAGUGCAUGUCCUGGGUAGUAACGGACCUGAUGGAGGUGAGGUUUGGAGCUUUAAAACUGGGGCGAAUUUUUCUUUCCAGGACCCGUUUUCAGUAGCUGAGGUUCUCGGCCGAUGUUAGUAAUUUCUGUGGAGAGAUGGAUUGAUUUUUGGUGCAUACUAUGAAAACAUGGUGUCUGCCCCUACCAGUGGCCUUUACACUCAUGGUAUUUUGCUUUGCCCGUGUAACCGGUGUUAUCUGUUUCACUAUGUAUGCUCAUUGAAACAUUUGGUUUUGGCAAUAUUUCACUACACUCCA